Messenger RNA from Fusarium poae, 2988 nucleotides. RefSeq lists its product as uncharacterized. The coding region runs from base 1 to 2988 and encodes 995 amino acids. Lineage: Eukaryota; Fungi; Ascomycota; Sordariomycetes; Hypocreales; Nectriaceae. The transcript has a single exon. The record is from RefSeq and is a predicted model, not a curated record.
AUGACACUACAGCGUGCCGACCCGCUAGCGGACGAGCUGGCACUUGAAUGGGGGGACGAUACAAUAUACUGCGAAGCGACUUGCGACCCCGGCGAUGUGUUUUACGAAGGAUCGGAAGACGAAGAUUAUGACAGUCCUGCCUCACGAAAACUUCGAUACGAAGCGGCAGGCCAACGAUUUCUUGACGGCAAAGUACCAUUUAUUGUGACAGCGGCCCUCAAAGGCCCCUUUCAAUCAAACUCGACAAACUGGUUGAAUCCGUGGCGAUCAAAGCACAGGACUGCUGGUGCCUCGGCGAUAAUUAGGACCUCACCUGGGAAGUUGGCAAGAUCAGCCAAGGUCAAGCGCAUUUCAACCGUACCAGAGACACUGCAUCCGCCCCAAGACAGUUUAGAAUGUCACCUCCCAAGCCCCGAAAGCCUCAACCAGGCUUCUGAGACCGAAACGCAUCCUUACUUGGAAGAUGACGAGUUGGUCAAGGUUCAGCAAUGGAGGGAUACUGUCAAGUCAGAGGAGGGACAGAGAGAUGAGUUCUGGACGUCCAAAACGCAAACAUCAACAUCUGAGAAAAAGAGAAAGGCAAAUGGUUCUUCGUGGCUGAAACUCUUGGCGAGUAAACGUCAACGAAAAGACGUUAUGGAGUCGGGGCCAGUGGACACUCCAAUACGACACAAGACUCAAGUUCCAACACCGACGACUCCUACGAUGAACAAAUACAUUACAAGUGUCCCUGAUCAUUUGCCGUCAUCGUCCGUUCCAGCAGGACGGUCUUUCCCACAUGUCCGGGACGAGCCUGAUGUUUCGGAAGACGAGUUAUCUCGUGAUGAGACUGCAUCCGAUCAUACUUCUACAGACUCGUCUUCGCCCUUGUCGCAAUUACAACACACUCCAGUUUUGGACCUAGAAGCCAGCUUCCUAUCACAGCGCAGCCCCGAGCAACAAACACCAAGCAAGGCUCUAGUAACUCAACAACGGUCCAUUUCCGAACAUCCGGAUGCAGAGCCACACAGUGCUUUAUCAAACAAAAACAUUACUGGCCCGGAUUUUGAGACACAGGAAGACGAAAGUUUUUGCUUUAAGAUGCGACCAAGGAUCGGUCAAGUCCCUAAAUCGACCUCAGAUGAAGGCGAAUCCAUGGUUGAAGACGACGAAGAAUCUUGGUCUGGGCUAUCAUCCCCCGAUCAGGAUAUGGAUAGUAUUGCUUCUGUAUCCGACCUGGAAGAUAGUACGCCAUUAGAUGAGCCUGUUGAUCCUCAGAUCUCGAACCUGCCCGUGGAUGCAGACUCAUGUAGCACUACAAACCCGUUGCUAUCAACUUCUGGUGGAAACCUCAAUGAAAUCGACCAUCUCCAGGAAUCAGCGGACAGCACUACCGGCUCGUCAUCCUCGGAAACCAGUUCGGCAAGUUCUGAUUCUGGUCUUUCUGACGAAUCUCGUUCCAACUCAACGGCGUCUGUUGCGGGGCCUGUUGACGAACCCCAGCGAGAUCACAACACCCAGGAUGUGGAUAUGCAAGAGGCACCUGAGGACGAGGAGAAUUUAGUUAUUGCCCAGCAUCUGGAGGCUAGUGACACUGACUCAGGGGACGAAUCUGAUGAAGAGGCAGAGGGCGAGCAUAAGAGCGAUGGGUCCAGCAAGGAGAAUACCCCGGACGUCAUAUCACCAUCGGCAACGUCCAACAACAAGACGCCACAAAUUUCAACUGUAGAACAAGUAGCUCAGACAACACCAUCUGAAAUCGGGUCACUGAAACCCCAUAGUUGCAGUAUCCCGUCUGCAACAGCGUGCCCUCCGCAACAGACAUGGACUAGUGGAGGAAACACCACUUUGUCAUGCCCAGCACCAAGCCCUGGGAUUGCCCAAGAGAACAAAAUAGAAGUGAAUCCCACUCACUCAACUCCCAAGACGACAAACACUGGGCGGGAUACUAACUCAAGCCAACAAUGGAAUCACGACGCUUCUCCGACUAUUGUCAAUACUCCUGUACGCGAACAUUCAAAGCAGCAACUAGAUCAAUCGGCUUCCAAGGAACAUACACCAUUUCGUUUCUCCCAACAAAGCCCAUGGGCUCAGCAUGCUAUGCUGUCUCUUGGCUUGACAAAUACGAAGGACCAAGGAUUGAAGCAAGCGGAAACCAAUGUCGCUGUAGUUCCAACCAGUCCAGAGGAGCAAACUCCGUGGACAAAGAAAAUGGCGGACCUACCAGUCAACAUUUCCCAGAAUACACCUAUCACUGAAAAGAAGGAUCAAGAAAUACUUCAUGAUUCUGCUACGCCGGUGAUCGAGGCUAAAGUCAACGCCCAGACACCAGAAGGUUAUGUAGCUUCGACUCCCGUUAUGGCAUUAACACCUCAGCCUCAAUUUUCGGUCAAGUCAUUUGCCUCUUUUAGAUCACUCUCUCCUGAGCGCAGCUCUCGUCGAGCCAAGCGUUCUGUUUUAAAGAAGUCUGGACCUGGCCUUCCUAGCACGCAGGCUAUCUUGGCUUCAGCAACCAAGAAUCCCUGGGAGAGCAACAGCCCUGGGCGCCGUGUCUCCUUCGCCCCAUUACCCAAUUGGCGAGCCUCGGAAUCGAGCAUGCCUACAACUCCUUGCCCUUCUCUUACCAGACGUCAAGGCUCUCCACCACCCGAUGCCCCUAUAUCUGAAUUGCCCACGUCAGAAGGUGAAAAGUUCCAGAAGCACUUCAACGCCGUCUCUCAAGGACCCAUCAUCCGUCACCAUCAGCGUCUCUUGCCAUCAGAGUCACAGCGCACUGUCGGUAGCCCCUUGCCAGGUGCUAUGGCAGAUGCGUUCCUUGCAGCAGACCAGCUACGACAGCCGGCAACUUCUACAGAUCCUACUAAGAGCGAUCAAGAGACCGAAGAGUCGCAAGAUCCGCUUGACAUGGUCGCGGAUAUCAUGCUGGAAGAAUUCGAUUGCCUUGGUGGCACAAACAUCAUGGCGCAAUCGCCCGCAUUGACUCAUGGGCACCAGAGCCCGUGGUAUUAA